UAUUUCCUAUUAAUACUUUUUAGACCUUGUUUGUUAUUUACCUUGUUUAUUAUAUCGUAUUUUUGUCGUAUUACCAAGGAAUUUUCGCACGUUCUCGUAAGGAAUCUGAUUGUUAACGAGCUAUUAUUAAAUUACAAUGAAUAUUUUAUUCGUAUACACUUACGGUGUUAUUCGUCAAUUGUGAUAUAUCUUUUGAUAACAUUUUAUUUUCUCGCCUUAGUUUCUUAUUUGAAACAAUUGGUGUCCGAAGAUUCAAGAUGAUGGUAAAUUACCACGUACCAUCUGCCCUGGUUGUAAUAUUCAACUGGAGGCAACAAUUCAAUUCUUUGAACUAUUGGUGGACGGUCAGAGGAAAAUUCGUGAAAUGUGGAAGCAUCAGUUAGAACAAAAACGUAAGGCUGAACGCGAGCGACUUCGUACUGGAAAAGAAGACACUGAAGCAGUAGCAGAAACUUCUGAGUUAGAUAAUAUUUCACAGUAUAAUGAGGAAGAUCAAUUUGAACAACAAAUUAUCAUAAAAAUAAUGCCAGAUGGUUCUAUGUAUGCUGCGGAACAUGAAAUGAGUCUUCAAAUGGAAGGAUUAAAUAAACCAAAACGAAAGAGAGGACGACCACCAAAAACACAUAUAGAAAACAUAUCUACGGAAUUAGCAAAAGAUGGAAUAGAAGGAGGAAGUCAAGAGGAAGAAGAUAAACAAGAAGAAGAAAUAGAUGAGAUAGAUGGAGAUGGAAGACGCCGCAGGAAGCGUAAGGUUCCUAAAAGAUACAUGGAAGCAGUCCAAGGCAAGGAACUAGAAAGAAUAUAUAAGGAAGAAGGAGUAAUUGAUGAAGAAGAUGAUGAGCAGCCUGAUAAUGUUGAAGAUUCUGAGGAACAAUUAAAUAUGUCUGUUCCCGAUAGUCAAGAAGAAAUAAUUGGUCACUUAGAAUCUGAGGAAGGAAAAGACUUGGGAGAAUUAGUGAUAGUAAAUCGAGGUAGAGGGCGAGGUCGGCCAAAGCUACGUCGUAGGAGAAAUAAAUUCACAUGUCAAUUAUGUGGUCGAGGUUUCUUACAACGUAGCAGAUACAUUGUACACAAGAGUUUCCAUAAGGGAAUAAAAUACGAAUGCUUUGAAUGUAAAAAAUUAUUUACGAGUAAGGAUAAUUUGGAAUUACAUCAAAAAGCAAGUCAUCAUACUGGAGAUGAUAUCAAUGAAAGUUUCGAAAGUGAUAUUCAAAAUCCACGUUCAGAAUCGAAGCAACCUUUAUCCGAAGAGGAUCAUAAUAUUGCCGAUGUUCUUGAACCUUCUUUAUCAGAAAAACGACGUACGAAUCAAUUUUCAAAUAUUUCUGACAAUUCCCAGAAAUCUCUUUUAUGCGAACAGUGCGACAAAUUGUUUGAAACGAAACAAGCUUACGAUUUACAUGUAAAAAUGGUUCACGAGUCCGAAAAAUUAUUUAUUUGUACUAUUUGCAAUAAAAGUUUUACUCAACAAACAGCUUUAAAGGCUCAUAUGCCGAUACACGAUAGGAAUAAAUUGGAAAAGGAGUAUCCCUGUGAUAUUUGUGGAAAAGUUCUGAAUCAUCCAAGUUCUGUAGUAUAUCACAAAGAGGCAGAACAUAACGAUGGUCGUCGAUUUGUUUGCAACAAGUGCGGAAAAAGUUUCAAACACAAACAAUUGCUGCAACGCCAUCAACUUGUACAUUCGGACGACCGACCUUACAUUUGUAAAUCCUGCAAUGCUAGUUUUAAAACAAAAGCAAAUUUAAUUAACCAUCAGUCUACGCAUACGGGCGAGAAAAAAUAUUUUUGUGAAAUUUGCGGACAACAGUUCGCACACAAAACUAGUCUCACAUUGCAUUACAGGUGGCACACGGGUCACAAGCCAUAUACAUGCGAAGUAUGUCAUAAAAGUUUUUCACAAAAUGGGAAUCUGCAAGAGCAUAUGCGAAUUCAUACAGGAGAAAAACCUUAUUGUUGCGAUUACUGUGGAAGAAAGUUCACUACCUCCUCGCAAUUUAAGCUUCACGUUAAACGUCACACUGGCGAGCGUCCUUGGAAAUGUGAAUUUUGUGCAAAAUGCUUUUUACACAAGGACACUUGGAAAUGCCAUGUACGCAGACAUAAAGGAGAGCGUCCUUUUCAGUGCGCCCAUUGCAAUCGCGGUUUUACGGAGCAGUGGGCUUUGAAAAAACAUCUUCGUCUCCACACUGGGGAGAAACCUUACUCUUGUGAGAUUUGUGGAAAAGCGUUCGCAGAUUGUUCGAAUUUAACAAAGCAUAAAAAAGUACACAGAGAAACCAAAGUUUCUGCAAUGGAUGAGGUAGAAGGAUCUCCGAUUGGAGAAGUUUGGCAAAUUUUACCAAGUUCCCAGGGAUCCGACGAGCAUUUAUUGACUGACCAAAUGGCUCAAGUUAUUACGACAGAUGAAACAUCCGGAGAUGGUAUUCAACAAAUUAUAUACGUUUCUUAUCAAGAUCCAGAUGAUCCUAAUCAGUCUCGGACUUUGCAUUUCGUCGAUGCCGGAAUGAUGAGGAAAAAGGAUGAAAAAUCGAAUGCGAACCAGUCAUUGCCGCAUUUAAAUAUCGAGAGUGAUGGAAUACUUACCAAUACGACUCACAACAAUGGAAACAAUAAUUCAAACGAACGAAUAAAUGUCGAACUUUCUGAAUCCGAUCUUCAGCUACAGAUAACAGAUGAAGAAGGUAAUCCAAUUCCUCUUUCGAUUCAAGAUGCUCGACAGCUUUUAUCUCAGACUCAAUUUGUCAAUCAACUGAAUGAUGGUCAAGAAAUUAGAGUUCAUCCUGGAGUGAUUACAGAUGAACUAGCAGCACCAUUAAGUGUACAUAUUAACCAUGACUCCGAUAUGAAAAGUGUUGAUAUUAGUAAUACAGAAGAAGGAAAGUUGAGAAAUAUAUCAAAUGUUGAAACAGAUGCAGAAGCAAUCGUAAAAGCGUUAGAGGAUGAAAAUACGGACGCAAAUGCAGUUGCAACGAUCAAUCAAAUGGAAGAAUCAGAGCAACCAGGAAUCACCGAAAACGAACAAGCAAUUGAAUUUACAACACAGGACGGUCAAAAAGUUCGUUUAGUUACCUCUUAUCAUGUUGACCCAAUGCAACUUGCCUCCGAGUACCUGACUAUUGUAUAGAAUUGGAAAAAUCUUACAUCUACAUGAAUCAUAUAUUUGGCAUUGUAUAUUAGUUAUUUUAAAUGUUGUUCUUUGUAUUAAAUUAAGUUCCUUUUUACAUUGUUUUCAAGUGAUAAAUGAAUUGUAAAGAAAAAUGUUUUGAUUUAAGAAAUUAUAAAAACAAAUAGCAUUAAUAAAUGAAUUAAAUCAUUUGAAAAUAUUGUAAAGUUUUAAGAAUAAUAAGCCUUUGAAACGGU
Hylaeus volcanicus is the source of this 3360-nucleotide messenger RNA. Its product is annotated as zinc finger protein 479-like. The transcript has 14 exons. NCBI's taxonomy places the organism in Eukaryota, Metazoa, Arthropoda, Insecta, Hymenoptera, Colletidae. Gene Ontology annotation, molecular function: RNA polymerase II cis-regulatory region sequence-specific DNA binding; zinc ion binding; DNA-binding transcription activator activity, RNA polymerase II-specific. Gene Ontology annotation, cellular component: nucleus. Gene Ontology annotation, biological process: regulation of transcription by RNA polymerase II. Bases 365 to 3124 code for a protein of 919 amino acids. The record is from RefSeq and is a predicted model, not a curated record.